UUUUCAGAUGGAGCAAUCAUAUCCAUCAACGGUUAGCGCCACAUUGACGACGGAAAACUUAUGGCGAAAAUUUUAUCAACACACAACGGAAAUGAUUGUCACCAAAGGUGGACGGAAAAUAUUUCCGAAAAUUGAGUACAAAAUAUUUGGAAUGAAGCCUGAUGAACCAUAUGCAGUUAUGUUGCGAAUCGAACGAGUUGACGAAAUGAGGUACAAAUUCAGUGCAGGAGAGUGGUCCACGAAUGGUAAAGGAGAAAUGCAAACGACAUCCAGAAGCAUUCCCCAUCAUGAUGGGGCCGUUGACACCGGAAGGGCAUGGAUGAGUAAAACAGUAUCUUUCGACAGAGUUAAAGUGACUAACAAUCAACUCGACAACGAUCCAUUUCAUGUUAUUCUCCAAUCUAUGCACAAAUAUAUUCCGGUACUGUACAUCUACCACAUGCCAAAUUCGAUAAUGUGGAUGGAUCAAAAUACGCCGGCUUUGGAUCCGUCAUGCUUGGUCGCGGCAGUCAGAUUCGAAUUUACCGAAUUCAUUGCCGUCACCGCCUAUCAAAACAAUGAAGUUACUCAGCUCAAAAUCUGCCACAACCCGUUCGCCAAGGGCUUCCGCGAAGGUUCGGAACGCGAUCGUAAACGAGCCUCUACCAGCCCCACCUAUAGUGAACCAUCGCCAAAACGCAUUUCCCCGUUGAUGGAAAUGAAGCCACCAAAGUUUGAAAGUUUGCCCACACCGGGUAGUCCCUUCCUAUUUCCAUGGGCCACUAACACUGACCCUAGCCGACCGAGGAGUAAUGAGCAACAGCAAUUUCCUAUGCAAUGGUAUAACUAUUACCAAAACCCGUUGUAUCCGACUUUCCCCUAUUAUUAUCCUUAUAUGCCAAAUUGCUACCCUACAUCGUCACCUGAAUGUGCUCCAUAGAGUAUUAUUAGUAUAAUUAGAUGUAUUUGGAAGAUUAUUGAUUUUUGAACAGGUUCGAGAUGUGCCCAUGAGAAGUAGCGUUUUUCGUAGAAAUGGGGAACUUUGUCCCCAUUCAACCUCACCUGGUGAGCUAUGGAGCUAGAACAGAAUUGCCGCUUAGGGCUUGUAGUCUUAAUUGUAACUUGCCAGCUAUCUAAUUUUGUUCCAUGCUUUCACUGACUGGUUCAGUUACCCAAUUUCGUAACUUUGAGAAAUGCUCCUUUCAUAUUCGUUCAUUCCAUAUGCUUUACGGGCAAUAUAUCAGAUACUCCGUCACGCUCCAGACUGAUCUUUAUGUCUACGAGUACGUUUUCAAUUUAGAUUACGUAUGCUACAUUUAU
Messenger RNA from Cylicocyclus nassatus, 1299 nucleotides. The record is from the annotation of a GenBank genome assembly. Lineage: Eukaryota; Metazoa; Nematoda; Chromadorea; Rhabditida; Strongylidae.